AACCACUGCGGGGAGGCGGCGGGGGGGGGACGGAGCGCGUCCGGCGGAGUUACAGGAAUGUGCAUGAAUUGAUUGAUUUCCACCAUGUUCUCGCAGUGUUCCCAGGAUCUCUUAAAGAUUGCAAAUCUUCAUCUCCGCGGUCUGAAUUUUAAUCUGCAUUUAAGAAACCACAGGAGAGCUUUCAGCAAGUCACUGCCUGCUUGUCGAAGGAAAGUAGUUGUUACAGGUAUCGGCUUAGUGUCUCCUCUCGGUGUGGGGACUCAGCUUGUGUGGAAGCGCCUUCUCCAAGGAGACAGUGGGAUCACAUCACUAGAUGGGGAAGAAUAUGCAGGCAUUCCGUGUAGAGUGGCUGCCUGUGUGCCACGGGGAGACGAGGAGGGUCAGUUCAAAGAAGAGAGCUUUGUAUCGAAGUCAGAGGUCAAAUCCAUGAGUUCUGCUACUGUCAUGGCCAUUGGUGCAGCAGAGCUAGCAAUAAAGGACGCUGGCUGGUCUCCGCAGUCUGAACAGGACCGCUUAACAGCUGGUGUGGCAAUUGGAAUGGGAAUGGUUCCACUGGAGGAGAUUUCUGAUACAGCUUCUUUAUUUAAAACAAAGGGUUAUAACAAGGUCAGCCCGUUCUUUGUCCCAAAGAUUUUAGUCAAUAUGGCAGCAGGUCAGAUCAGCAUUAAAUACCAGCUGAAAGGGCCGAAUCACGCUGUGUCAACUGCUUGUACCACUGGUGCGCAUGCUGUUGGAGACUCCUCUCGAUUUAUUGCCUCUGGUGAUGCUGAUGUCAUGUUGGCUGGAGGGACUGAGGCUUGCAUUAGUCCUUUGUCCUUGGCUGGAUUUGCAAGAGCUCGGGCCCUCAGCACUAGUUUUAACUCAAGCCCUAAAAUGGCAUGUCGGCCAUUUGAUUCACAGAGAGAAGGGUUUGUAAUGGGAGAGGGUGCUGCUGUGCUGGUCUUGGAAGAGUAUGAACACGCUGUGCAAAGAGGUGCUAGGAUCUAUGCAGAAGUUCUGGGUUAUGGACUGUCGGGCGAUGCUUGCCACAUAACAGCACCUAAUCCAGAGGGAGAUGGUGCGUUCAGGUGUAUGUCUGCAGCAAUAAAAGAUUCUGGAAUCAAGCCUGAAGAUGUAACGUACGUCAAUGCACAUGCAACUUCUACACCUCUGGGAGAUGCUGCUGAGAAUCAAGCGAUCAAGAGACUUUUUAAAGAUCACUCACGUAACAUUGCAGUUUCUUCAACAAAGGGAGCAACAGGACAUCUUUUGGGGGCUGCAGGAGCUAUUGAAGCAGCUUUUACUGCACUGUCCUGUUACCAUGGAAUUUUGCCACCUACUUUAAACUUAAAACAAACAGAGCCGGGAUUUGAUCUCAAUUAUGUUCCAUUAACAGCUCAGGAGUGGAAAACUGCAAAGCGGCGUAUUGCACUCACAAAUUCAUUUGGCUUUGGUGGUACCAAUGCAACUUUGUGCUUUGCAAGUGUUUAACUUGCGCUGUGCAUGUUAUGAAAAAUGGCACUCAGUCAUUUUCUGUACUGCCAUCCUUGGUGUAUUCGGUAAUCUUUUCUCAGCUUGGAGACUUGAUACGUAAGAACUUUACUCACCCCAACACUUACAUCAGUAAUUUUUUUAGGAAGAUGGAAUUUCUUUUACUCAUUUUAAUAAAAAUAAAUACAAGAACUAUUCUAUAUGUGGUAAAGAAGUUUUUAUUCAUCACUAGAAGGGGAGACUUGUAGCAACUAAUCUGAAUAGCACUAUUUUGUGAGAAGAGGGUCAAGGUGAUGACAAAUUUCAAUGACAUGAUGCAUUUAUGACUACUGUAUCUCUUGUCUCUGUCAUUUUUUGGGCCAAAUGAUUAACUUCUUUUGAACUCUGACUUGCUUAUAAAAUUAAAUGCAGAUAUGAAAUUUCAAAUGUGGAUUUUCUUUACUUCAUUUUCCUCCUUUUGUUUAUCUAAAUUCAUUUCCUAUGAUGUUCUUUUCAGCAGUCAAGAUGGAGUACCAUCUGGCUGUGCAUAUGGAUAUUAGUUUUAUGUAGUGAAAAGAGAAAGUGGACGUUCAUGCAUUUGGUAGGCUCUUAUAUCUCAUCUCCUAAACUAUCAGCUGCUGUAGUGAGGCAGGUAGUGCUCUUUUUUUGGCAUUCUGCCUGCAGCACUGCUCAGCAUGCACUGGUAGUCUGUGUUAGACACUGGAGUGGGAGGUACUGCCUCUCAUAAUCAGAGAGUGCUGCUAAUCCGCAGUAUUCUGCUUUUGAUAUUGGCAGGAGUUCUGAUGAUGGUGUGAUCUCAAAAUCCCUUUCAGGCAAAAGAUACCCUGAGUAUCAGUGUAGGUUGGUGGGGUUUUCUCCCAUUUUGGCUGGCAAAAAGCCUUACAGAGUACCCAUUGUAUGCCCACUAUAAUUAAGCUCUAGAUUGCCAACAUCUCAUCUAAAGCAUGAGUUUAAUUGUGUCCUCUGCUUUUAUUUUAAUGUACCAUUACAAUUUAAUUUAGACUUGUCUGGUAUCUGAGUCUGAUGGUUUAGUUUUGAAUAAAAGAAGUUGUGAAUGCACAAAAGCAGUAAUGCCAGUUGUCCUUGAAAAAGAAGAUGAAAGCUUUUGGUCUUCCAGCUCCUUGUUCAGUUUCCAACAGGUCGAGGAAAUCAACUCGGUGCUUAUACCAGUCUUGAUGUGUAUGGAGGAGAAAAAAUGGUACAAGGAUAUCAAAGUCAUCGGAAUAUGGGUUAUGUAGUGGAGUUUGUUAGUUGAGCUAGACAGAAAAAUUCUCACUGAUAUUCCUUAGCCAGCUCAUUUCUUGGUAGCUAAAAAUAUA
Molecule: messenger RNA, 2789 nt
Organism: Cygnus atratus (black swan)
Lineage: Eukaryota; Metazoa; Chordata; Aves; Anseriformes; Anatidae
Gene: OXSM
Product: 3-oxoacyl-ACP synthase, mitochondrial
Exons: 3
Coding region: 85-1470 (461 amino acids)
Biological process (GO): fatty acid biosynthetic process
Molecular function (GO): 3-oxoacyl-[acyl-carrier-protein] synthase activity
Source: RefSeq, a predicted model, not a curated record